GUUACUUGAAGGCAAUUACAAACAACAACAACAUACCUAGUAAUCUCCCACACCGUGAGGUCUGGUUGAAGGCAAUUACAAAGACGAAAGGAAACAACAAAAAGCUUAGUUAUGAGCGGCAAGGACUGCUGCUUAAAUUGUCUUUUUCUUACCCAUUUCUAUAAAUAUAUGAUACUAAUGAUAGUGACAAUCUUGAUGCUAGCGACGAUCUAUUUUAAUUAAGACGGCAUAACAGAAUCUAUGCGCUUGUCAUUUUCUUCAUUUUGGGGUUGCUGCCGCCACAUUAAUCUAAUGAGAAUUUGCAAAAGAAACAGUGAUCUAAUGUUUUUCAUCAGUAUAUAAGGACCUAAAAAUGGCCAGAGUCAUAUGUGUCUUUUUGAGAGUAUUUUCUGUAACAUUUUUCUGCACUUCUUCCCCUAUCUUAAUAUUGUGUCAAACCAAAAGAUACCUACAAGAUGGAAGUAAAGAACAACUAUGUAGCAAUAAAAUCCAACAUAAAUGGUGCACCAGAAGAAUCAGACUUUGAGAUAAAAGUCGAAAACCUCUCCCUUAUGGUUGAGCCAGAGUCUAAGGAGGUUAUUGUCAAGAAUCUUUUUUUAUCAAUUGAUCCAUAUCAAAUAAACCGGAUGAAGAGCCAAAGUUCAUCGCAAGCAGCAAUCAGUUUUGCAGCAGCCAUUACUCCUGGGGAUGCCAUUGACACUUAUGGUGUGGGAAGAGUGUUAGUUUCUCAUCGGCCCGACUUCAAGAAAGAUGAUUUGGUUGCAGGGCUUCUUACCUGGGGAGAGUACACUAGAGUAAAAGAGGGUUCGCUAUUGAAUAAACUUGAUCCUCUGGGGUUUCCCUUAUCCUACCAUGUUGGAGUUUUUGGAUUCAGUGGACUUGCAGCCUAUGGUGGAUUUUUCGAUAUUUGUAAGCCAAGACCAGGAGAGAAAGUUUUCGUGUCUGCUGCUUCUGGUUCAAUAGGAAAUUUAGUAGGACAGUAUGCUAAAUUACUUGGAUGUUAUGUUGUUGGCUCUGCUGGUAGCCAAGAAAAGGUGUUUCCCUCAAGGGAUUGAUGUCUACUUCGACAACGUGGGAGGCAAGAUGCUAGAAGCAGCAGUGGCAAACAUGAACUCAUUCGGUAGAGUAGCCAUAUGUGGGGUUAUUUCUGAGUACGCGAAUGCUAGCACACGAGCUGCACCCGAGAUGUUGGAUAUAGUCUACAAGAGGAUUACAAUCCAAGGUUUCCUAGCAGCUGAUCUUAUGAAAGUGUACGCAGAUUUCCUGUCGAAAACUGUUGAGUAUCUACAAGCUGGAAAACUUAAGGCCAUUGAGGAUGUUUCACAAGGUGUUGAAAGCAUUCCUUCUGCUUUUAUUGGACUAUUCUGUGGUGAUAAUAUAGGCAAAAAGAUUGUGAAAAUUGCAGAUGAAUAAAAAAAAUUCAUGAUUGUUGGCCUAUUUAUUCAUGAAUUAGCUAGUUCAAGGAGUGGACUGAAUGAAGGGGAAAAAAGAGUCAAGAACUUACUUCCAUUUAAUUAGGGACGAUUUCUUAUCAGUGCUGGUAAUACUGUGGGAAUACACUGAGCAUGUUAUUAUAUAUCUUAUCGUUGCUUCUUUCAAGUUGUAAUGCAUUUGAACAUUCAUCUUCCAUUUAAUGCAAUCAAAUUGUUGUUGGUUUUCUU
Molecule: messenger RNA, 1661 nt
Organism: Nicotiana tabacum (common tobacco)
Lineage: Eukaryota; Viridiplantae; Streptophyta; Magnoliopsida; Solanales; Solanaceae
Source: RefSeq, a predicted model, not a curated record